CGUACACACCGUCUGCAGCUCCCGGCUCGCAGUCACAGACACUUGAGCACACGCGUACACCCAGACAUCUUCUUCGGGCUGCUAUUGGAUUGACUUUGAAGAUUCUGUGUGGGUCGCCGCCGCCGUGACUGCAGGUUUGAAUCAGGUGGAGAAGCGCUUCGAGGCUGGACGAAGUAAAGAUUAUUGUUGGUUUUUUUUUUGUUUGUUUGUUUUUGUUUUUUUUUUUUUCCUCUCCCUCUCUCUUAAGAAAGGAAAAAACAUAUUUAUCCCAAGGACUUAUCUGGUCGGGUCUUCCUUCAUCAGGAACGAAUGCAGGAAUUUGGGAACUGAGCUGAGCAAGUGCUGAAGAAGGAAACUUGUUUGAAGGAAACAGAAGAGAGAAAGAAAAGGAAGUAAAAAAUACAUAAUUUCAGGGACGAGAGAGAGAAGAAAAACGGGGACUAUGGGGAGAAAAAAGAUUCAGAUCACGAGGAUUAUGGAUGAACGUAACAGACAGGUGACGUUCACCAAGCGGAAGUUCGGGCUGAUGAAGAAGGCGUACGAGCUGAGCGUGCUGUGCGACUGUGAGAUCGCGCUCAUCAUCUUCAACAGCACCAACAAGCUCUUCCAGUACGCCAGCACCGACAUGGACAAGGUGCUGCUCAAGUACACGGAGUACAACGAGCCGCACGAGAGCCGCACCAACUCGGACAUCGUGGAGACAUUGAGAAAGAAAGGCCUUAAUGGCUGUGACAGCCCAGAUCCCGACGCUGACGACUCGGUGGGUCACAGCCCGGAGUCUGAGGACAAGUACAGGAAAAUUAACGAAGAUAUUGACCUAAUGAUCAGCAGACAGAGAUUGUGUGCUGUUCCACCUCCCAACUUUGAGAUGCCAGUCUCCAUCCCAGUAUCUAGCCACAACAGUCUGGUGUACAGCAACCCUGUCAGCUCACUGGGAAACCCCAACCUUCUGCCACUGGCCCACCCUUCUCUGCAGAGGAAUAGUAUGUCUCCAGGUGUAACACAUCGACCUCCAAGUGCAGGUAACACAGGUGGUCUGAUGGGUGGAGACCUCACAUCCGGUGCAGGCACCAGCGCAGGGACUAUUUGGAGAGAGACGAACCAUGGCCGGAUGCAAGAAAGAGUGGUAGGAGGGAAUGGGUACGGCAAUCCCAGAAACUCACCAGGUCUGCUGGUCUCACCUGGUAACUUGAAUAAGAAUAUGCAAGCAAAAUCUCCUCCCCCCAUGAACCUAGGGAUGAAUAACCGUAAGCCAGACCUCCGAGUUCUCAUCCCACCUGGAAGCAAGAACACAAUGCCAUCAGUGUCUGAGGAUGUCGACCUGCUUUUGAAUCAAAGGAUAAAUAACUCCCAGUCUGCUCAGUCAUUGGCUACCCCAGUGGUUUCCGUAGCAACUCCUACUUUACCAGGACAAGGAAUGGGAGGAUAUCCUUCGGCCAUUUCAACAACUUAUGGUACCGAAUAUUCUCUGAGCAGUGCAGACCUGUCAUCUCUGUCCGGGUUCAACACCGCCAGCGCGCUUCACCUCGGUUCCGUCACUGGUUGGCAACAGCAACACCUACAUAACAUGCCACCAUCCGCCCUCAGUCAGUUGGGAGCUUGCACUAGCACUCACUUAUCCCAGAGUUCAAAUCUCUCCCUGCCUUCUACUCAAAGCCUCAACAUCAAGUCAGAACCUGUUUCUCCUCCUAGAGACCGUACCACCACCCCUUCGAGAUACCCAGCACACACGCGCCACGAGGCGGGGCGGUCUCCUGUUGACAGCUUGAGCAGCUGCAGCAGUUCGUACGACGGCAGCGACCGCGAGGAUCACCGGAACGAAUUCCACUCCCCCAUUGGACUCACCAGACCUUCGCCGGACGAAAGGGAAAGCCCCUCCGUCAAGCGCAUGCGACUUUCUGAAGGAUGGGCAACAUGAUCACGUUAUUACUUAAUAGUUUUUGUUUUUUUUUUUUUUUUUUUUUUCCUUGCAGUGUGUGUGUGUGCUAUACCUUUAAUGGGGAAGGGGGGUCGAUAUGCAUUAUAUGUGCCGUGUGUGGAAAAAAAAAAAAAAAAAGUCAGGUACUCUGUUUUGUAAAAGUACUUUUAAAUUGCCUCAGUGAUACAGUAUAAAGAUAAACAGAAAUGCUGAGAUAAGCUUAGCACUUGAGUUGUACAACACAACACUUGUACAAAAUAGAUUUUAAGGCUAACUUCCUUUCACUGUUGUGCUCCUUUGCAAAAUGUAUGUUACAAUAGAUAGUGUCAUGUUGCAGGUUCAACGUUAUUUACAUGUAAAUAGACAAAAGGAAACAUUUGCCAAAAGCGGCAGAUCUUUACUGAAAGAGAGAGCAGCUGUUAUGCAACAUAUAGAAAAAAAAAAAAAAAGUAUAGAAGUUUGGACAGACCCGCCAAGGGGUGGCCAUUGGUAAAUGUUAGGAACAUGCCUGGUCACCUAUCAUCCAAACUCGCUCACAAACCUGCAGGCCUAUCAUUGGUGUAUGGCACUCAUUAAAAAGGAUUUAAAGACCAUUAAAAGAGGACCAUACCUAUUUAAAAAAAAAACAAAGUGUGGAGUUUGAGAGCUAACGUAUUUAAUUAAAUAAAUAAAUCUGGGUCUGCAUCUCUUAUUAAAUAAAAAAUAUAAAAAUAUGUACAUUACAUUUUGCUUAUUUUCAUAUAAAAGGUAAGACAGAGUUUGCAAAGCAUUUGUGGCUUUUUGUAGUUUACUUAAGCCAAAAUGUGUUUUCCCCCCUUGAUAGCUUCGCUAAUAUUUUAAACAGUCCUGUAAAAAAAACCAAAAAGGACUUUUUGUAUAGAAAGCACUACCCUAAGCCAUGAAGAACGUCACGCUUUGCUAACAAGAUAACUGUUUUCUCUUUGUAGAAGUUUUGUUUUUGAAAUGUGUAUUUCUAAUUAUAUAAAAUAUUAAGAAUCUUUUAAAAAAAUCUGUGAAAUUAACAUGCUUGUGUAUAGCUUUCUAAUAUAUAUAAUAUUAUGGUAAUAGCAGAAGUUUUGUUAUCUUAACAGUGGGAGGGGGGAGACUUGUGCGGUUGCACAUUCGAGUAACUAUUUUCUUUCUGAUUUCUUUUACUCUGCAUACAUUUUAUAAGUUCAUGGUCAGCUGUUAAAAGGAUAACCUGUGGGGUUAGAACAUAUCACAUUUGCAAUGCCCUAAAUUGUUUUUAAAGCAUCAGCAACCUAUUGGGUCAACUGACAUCCAGUGUAUAUACUAAUUAGUUUCUUUCAAAUUAUUUUUUGAUUUUGUUUUGCAUUUUUAUCAAAUGCAGGGCCCCUUUCUGACCUCACCAUUUCACCAUGCAUCUUGGAAUUCAGUAAGUGCAUAUCCUAACUUGCCCAUAUUCUAAAUUACAUGGUUGGUUUUCAGCCUAGAAUUUGAUAUGUUUCUUAGAAAUAUACCUAGAAUAAGAAGCUGUGUUUGGGGCACAUGCCCUGAAAAUAUGGCCCUAUAGGCAAAUGAAUUGAGUUUUUGUGGUGAAUAAGUUAUAAUUCUUACAGAAGAAAAAUGUGAAAAGACGGGGUGCUAGAAAAGAAGGAAGAGGAUAAAGGGAUAGUUACUUGUCACCCUUUUGAAUUAUUUUAACUGACCCUUAACAAUCUUGUCAGCAGCAUAGGACUGUCAAAUAACCUGGUGUGUCAGGACCCCCAAAUGUCACUUCUGCAUAAAGCAUGUAUGUCAUCUAUUUUUUCUUCAAUAAAGAGAUUUAAUAGCCAUUUCAAGAAAUCCCAUUAAAGGACCUCUCUAUGUCCCUUUUUUAAAAUUUUUUUAACUAUAACUCUUGUCUAGUAUUUGUCUAUAAGGGAUAAUUUUCAGACCCUUUAAAAGUGAGUGCCAUAAAAAGUCAAUAAAUAGUAUUUAAGAGAUAUUUCAUCUAGGAAUGAUUUCCUUCUCUUGGAAUGUGAAGAUCUGUCGAUCCAUCUUCAAUCAUAAGCAUUAACAUUCACAGAAAAGAACAUAGUAAUUCAUUUCUGCUAGGUCAUGUAUAGGACAUUGAUUAUCCAGGUUUUUUUUUUUUUUUCUUUUACCUGAAUAGUUGCUAUGUCUUUCUCAUUGUAAAAGGCUGCCGCUGGGUGGCAGAAGCCAAAAGACCUUAUUAAUGAGGCUAUAUUUUUCUUAACUUGAUCUGCAAUCCAUAAUUAGACCACAAUGCACCUUUGGUUGUGUCCAUAGAGGAUGCUAGCUAGCCUGCCUUGUAGUAAUAUUUUAUAUACUGAAAACAGGAUUUAUCCACAAUUUCAUAUAUGUCCCACUACUAAAGGUAUCCUUGAAACAUGAAAGAAAAGCAUUUAUGCAGAGAAAGAACUGGAACAUCAUCCCUAAAAAUAUGCCUACUCAUAUAUCUGCAUGCAUGUGCCCACGUGUACACACACCAAUAAAUAAAUCAUUUUCUCACCACAGACUUGAUCCCAUUCUGACAAUUCAUCCUUAUAGCCUGAUGUCUAUAAAAUAUGCAAACAUGUCACAAAAGUUGUCAUUUCAAAACACUUUUUUUUCUAUUACUAUCAAUAGAAUUUUACCAAUGGGUGGGAAAGGGUCAUUGUAUGAAAAUAUGAAGAAAUAGCCAUAUGAAUUUUGUACCUGCAGUUUGCCUCAGCAACAAAGAAAAUGUGACUUUCUAACGCUGAAGAUGAAGUGAGCUAAAGUGCCGGCAGAAGCCUUGGCCAUUUAUAGCAUUUCUGACAAUAGUUUUCUAAGAACCUGAAGAGAGCAGGAUCACUCGGAAACGGAUGCCAGUCAUCUCUUGUUCCCACGACUGAGUUCAUGCAAAGUGGUGGCAGAUAGCGAAGGGGUAAUCAGAGAAAAUUUUUUAGAUGAUUUAAAUGAGAAGCACAAUUUUGAUGUGAGCAGUCACUUUCUGUAAACAGUCACUGUCUAUUUACCCUCAUGUCUUUUCUGUAAUUUACCAUUUAUUGUAUUUGCAAAGCUAGUAUGAUUUUAAUCACAGUAAAUCCUUUGUAUCCAGGAGUUUACAGCAAGCUCUGAGGGAUUGCUAUUUUACACUACCUGUCCCAGAGUAAUAUUUUACACAACAUUCUUCAUUGCAAGUAAAAGAACCAUAAGUGGCAUUUUACACCAUGGCAAGGAUUGUUGUACCUAAUCCUACUUUGAAAGAUUUUUGGUAAUACUGAGCUGAAAUACUGGAGACAGUGGUGCGGUGUCUGUGAGCUGCACAACCUCUAUAUUGUACACAUGGACGGGUGGAGACUGUUCAUUUCAACCUUUUUAAAAUUGUGUUUUUUAGUAAGAUGGCUUAUUUUUCCCAAAGGUGGAAUUUAAUGUUUUGUAAUGAUGAAUAUGAAAAUACCUGUUAUCUUUAGAUCACUGAAAGGUUAACUAAAGUGAGAAUCUGAAACGCAAUCCCAAUACACUCUUGACAAGAAUGUCCGCCCUCUCACACUUCUUUGUAUUUGUUUUACUACAUACCCAUCUUCUAACUUAGAGAUAGCAGAUUUGCUCCCUUGAUCCCUUUUGUUUGUUUUUCCAGAGAGCAAAUGCUUUGUAUUUCUUGCAUUUAAAAGAUUUUUUUUUAAAGAAGAAGCCACUUGAACUCUCAAUAAAGGCUGUUGCCUAAGCAUGGCAUACUUCAUCUGUUCUCGUCUCUGCCAUCUGCUGUGGUGUCCUCACUUGUGUGGCAUUAAUUUCCUGCCACUGCAGAUCUUUUGAAGAUUGCUUGAGUCCUGGUGUCUGUUAGGAUGCUUCCAGCUACAGAUGUAACUAGCGGCUUUUCUUCAUCUGUUUUAACCAAAGAUGUGAAGCAGUCCAGGCCACAUACCUACAACAUUAAAUUCGUCCAUCUUGGUUAUUUUCAUAAUCGGGUAUUGCAUUUGCCUUCCCUGUUCAUACCUCAAAUUAAUUCAUACCUCAGUUGAGUUCAGAGAGGUCAGCUAAGUGACAGAUUCUGUUGUGGUCUGGAUGCAAGAUCAAUGUACUCUUGGAGCAGACAGACCCGGAGCACUGUGGGCAUAGGACUUGGAUUGCUUCAGAUGGUUUGCUGUAUCGUUUUCCUUCUUUUCUUCUCUUAUUUUUUCUUUUCUGGGACUUGUUUCCAUUAAAUGACAAUAAUUAAAAAUAGCUUGUAAAUGAGGGCAUACAAGCAUUUGCAACAAGUAUUCAAAUAGAGGCUCACAGCGGCAUAAGCUGGACUUUGUCGCCACUAGAUGACAAGAUGUUAUACCUAAGUUCAACCACAUCUGUGUAUCUCAAGGGACUUAAUUCAGCUGUCUGUAGUGAAAUAAAGUGGGAAAUUUUCAAAAGUUUCUCCUGCUGGAAAUAAGGUAUAAUUUGUAUUUUGCAGACAAUUCAGUAAAGUUACUGGCUUUCUUAGUGA
This is a messenger RNA of Jaculus jaculus (lesser Egyptian jerboa), 6329 nucleotides long. RefSeq names its product myocyte enhancer factor 2C (gene Mef2c). Lineage: Eukaryota; Metazoa; Chordata; Mammalia; Rodentia; Dipodidae. The coding region runs from base 443 to 1918 and encodes 491 amino acids. Gene Ontology annotation, biological process: positive regulation of transcription by RNA polymerase II. The record is from RefSeq and is a predicted model, not a curated record. Gene Ontology annotation, molecular function: DNA-binding transcription factor activity, RNA polymerase II-specific; protein dimerization activity; RNA polymerase II cis-regulatory region sequence-specific DNA binding. The transcript has 12 exons.